UUCCUAAUUACCGGCUUUCGCUACCGUCUCGUCGAAUGUGGUGGCUUUCGCGUCUGCCCACUGCUCUCCUUAAUUGCCCCCUCCACAUCCAUCGAGGCGCGAUGCACAAAGGCCCCUUCCAAAUUCGGCCGGAGCCCCAAGGAGCCCAGAAUCAACCACCUUCCACGGCCUCAUUUGUCAGCUCAAGCAUUCGCUGUACUUGCUCAGCACCCAGCCCUUAUCGAGUCUCUUGAGUGGUUGGAGCUCAUGCCCCGUGAUUCAUCCAGUUGCACCGCUCUCUCAGGCUCUUGCGCGUUCUCUCAUCUUUCCACUUCUACUAAUACAUCUUCCCUCGCUUCCGAAUGGGACUCGUCAGCCACCUCCUCUAAGUUAUUCGCUUCUACACUCAACUGCCCUCCGAUUGAUGCUCUAGCCAUCUAUUCUCCUUCAGCUCUCAUUUUCUCCGGCUGCCCGGUUAUUCACCUUUACCGACCCAUACCUCUUCUUGAAAUAGUGCCCGGAGGUCUGAUCAGUUUGCCAAAUCUACCCAUUUCUAGAUUAGGGCCUGCCCUGCCUACUGCUGAUCAAGAUGCCAGCUCCGUCAAUGCUCAGGUUGAGAUGGAACUUUAUCACGUCAAGAGGUUCGAUGAGGCGUUGGCGUCUCGUGCCCGGCUUGAAGGUCAACAAGAAACGCCAAAAGAUUCGCUCCAAAUAACUUCACGGUCUGAUGCCGAUAGGGAACCAGAGCAACCCAUACAAUUCCAGCAUCCCUUACGACUAAGAAGCAAUCUUGAUUCAGCAAAGGGUUUAUAUUAUGAGUUAGAGGUUUUGCUUUAUCCAAAUGAGGUACGCUGGCUGCCCCUACACUUCUACCUUAAAGACGAGCACCGCUCCGCCAAUCCUCCGCGAUCACCAGACUCCAAGUCAAAACAGCCAGUGUCAAGAGAGUCGCAUCCUCGACUGUUCAUCCUAAAUGCCCGCAUAGAAAUGGCUCCAGCGACCACGAGCCCAGUGGUUCUGGCUGCCUUAGGUGGGAAGCAAGGAUUGUCUAACAGUCCAGUCCAUCAUUUUGCCCAAUGCCAUGGGCUGGACAACAUUAUUUCUAGGUAUGGAGUACCUGCCUUUUCGGGACAUCUUCUUUUUUCUUAA
Messenger RNA from Protopolystoma xenopodis, 1128 nucleotides. NCBI's taxonomy places the organism in Eukaryota, Metazoa, Platyhelminthes, Monogenea, Polystomatidea, Polystomatidae. The record is from the annotation of a GenBank genome assembly.